Messenger RNA from Cinclus cinclus, 1756 nucleotides. RefSeq names its product DENN domain containing 2D (gene DENND2D). Gene Ontology annotation, cellular component: cytosol; nucleoplasm. The transcript has 13 exons. Bases 1 to 1620 code for a protein of 539 amino acids. The record is from RefSeq and is a predicted model, not a curated record. NCBI's taxonomy places the organism in Eukaryota, Metazoa, Chordata, Aves, Passeriformes, Cinclidae.
AUGCUCCCGGGUUCCCCAUGCCCGUUUUUCCCAGUUUCCCGGGCUACCCGUUCCCCAGCCCGGUGCCAGGUGUUGCCCGGUUCCCCGCUCCUCCUCCUCUCCGCCCCGUGCCGUCCCUCCUCCCCCGGGAAAGCGAAAGCGCGGCGGGCGGAAGACCAGCCCUCCCCGCCGGGCCGGGCCGGGCCGGGGCCGCACCGGGACCACGACGGGGCCACCAUGGCUUCCAUCGGCAACUUCUUGCGACGGAGCCUGCGGCGCGCCGGCCGCAGAGAAGGAAAAGAUGGGGCCUCUUCUGCAGACCCCCCCCCCCCUCAGGUACCACAGGGGAAGCUGGGGGACCGGAGCUCAGUCUUCUACUCUGGUGGACAGUUCUUCUUUGAGUACCUGGUGGUGGUGUCGCUGAAGAAGAUGUCAGAUGGACAUUAUGAACCCAAGAUAACCUACCAGUUCCCAAAGCGUGAAAACUUGCUGAAGGGCCAGAAGGAGGAGGAAGAACGUCUCCUCCAAGCCAUCCCCCUCUUCUGCUUUCCCGAUGGUAACAACUGGGCACCUAUCACUGAGUUCACCAGCGAAACAUUUUCUUUUGUCCUGACAAACGUGGAUGGCAGCAGGAAGAUUGGCUACUGCAGGCGGCUGCUGCCAUCUGGGCGUGGUGUCCGGCUCCCUGAGGUCUUCUGCAUCAUCAGCUGCCUGGGCUGCUUUGGGCUCUUCUCCAAGAUCCUGGACGAGGUGGAGAAGAGGCGCCAGAUCUCCAUGGCAGUGAUCUACCCCUUCAUGCAGGGCCUUCGGGAAUCGCCCUUCCCAGCUCCAGGGAAAACUGUCACCAUCAAAAGCUUCAUCCCUGAGUCAGGGACAGAGCUCAUUGAGCUCACACGGCCUGUGGAUGCCCACCUGGAGCACGUGGAGUUCCAGGCUCUGCUCCAGCGACUCAACCCUCACCUCAUCCUGCACAUCUUUGCCUCAGCCGUGUUGGAGCGACGCCUCAUUUUCCUGGCUGAGGAGCUGAGUGUCCUGUCUCAGUGUAUCCACGCCGUGGCUGCUCUCCUGUACCCCUUCACGUGGGCUCACACCUACAUCCCCGUGGUCCCCGAGUGCCUGCUGGACACCGUGUGCUGCCCCACACCCUUCAUGGUCGGCAUCCAGAAGCGGCACCUGGAGCGGGUGCUGGAGCAGCCAAUGGAGGAGGCUCUGAUCAUUGAUCUCUGUGAAGGGAAGAUCAUCCGGGCGGUGGGUGAUGAGGAGGAGAUCCUGCCAGGGAAGCUGCAGAACGAGAUGCUGAUGUCUCUGAACAGGCACAACAACAACAACAACGUGCACACCUCGGAGCAGGUGAACGCCCUGGUGUCAGAAGCCUUUGUGCACUUCUUUGUACGGCUGGUCGGGCACUACGCCUCCCACAUCAAGUGGGGCAGGAGCGGCUCUGGCAGCUUCCAGGAACGAGCCUUCUGCAAGGCCAUCACCUCCAAGAGCUGUCGCAGAUUCCUGAAGAAGUUUGUGAAGACAAACAUGUUUUCCCUAUUUAUUGAGGAAGCGGAGAAGAGCAGGAUCCCACAGGAAGCGUAUUUCCAGCAGAAAAUAAUAGAGUACCAUGAACAGAAGAAGCACCGAAGGGACUCCUGAAGUCCAGCCUGGGAGCAGAGGAGCAAGACUGGAUUGACAUACCCAUGCCAGCAGCAUCAUACUGCACUCUGUUCCUGCCCACCUGGGAUUCCUGACCUGCCUGGGCAGCAUUUGAGCACCAGUCUGACCCUUUCUU